UUCCCGACGCCCCUCAACAGUGUUUAAGCAAUUACGUUCAUCCGCGCUUCUGUAUAUUGCGUAAAAUUAAUCUCAUUAAGUGACCUCGGGUAUCACAUAACCUAAAGACAGUGCGACAAGAUUGAAAAUCAAAAUAAAGAAGAAGGAUGUUCAUCGUUAGAUUAUCAUAAGUACUUGAAAAUAUGGUCUGUUGAAGCAACAAGUGAUCAAUAAAUAAUUUAAGUAAUUUAAAAAAAAAACAAAAAGUAUUUAAAGAAUGAACAAUCAAGCGUUCAGUUUGGCUGAAAAACUUAUACCAUCAACUUAUGUACAACAAGGAUUAAAUGCGAAGAAAACGAGGGAGAAUCUUAUAAGAAGUUUUAUUGAACAUCGAAAAUGGCCAGAAGAAGGAUGGGACGAUGCAACAAUAGAAGCAUUUCUUUCGGAUCUCUCACAAAUGGACAGCAAUAAUUUUCCACUGAAUUGCAGUGUUGGUGAGCGUGAAUCACGAAUAAUAUCAAGUAUCGUAGCAAGACGGCAUUUUCGCAUGGGCCAUGGAAUCGGUAGAUCCGGAGAUCUUGAAGAAGUUCAACCAAAAGCUGCCGGGAGUAGUUUAAUGUAUAAAUUAUCAAAUGCAUUAGUAUUAGAAGUGAUGCGGUAUAUGGGUGUUAAAAGUAUCGCCGGAUGUUUCUUAUCACCAAUGGCAACGGGUAUGAGCUUGGUGCUCUGUAUGUUGACUCUAAAACUCGACAGACCACGAGCCAAGUACGUCCUUUGGCCUAGAAUCGAUCAAAAGUCAAGCUUUAAGUCUAUAAUAACAGCUGGACUGGAGCCGAUUGUUAUUGAGAUGCUGAUUGUGGGAGAUGAAUUGAAAACUGAUUUGCAGAGACUCGAAUCACAGAUGGCUGCUUAUGGAGAGAGUAUUGCUUGUGUUCUUUCUACUACCAGCUGCUUUGCUCCACGUUCUUGCGAUUCAGUUGAUCUCAUUGCUGCGCUGUGCACGCAGUAUAAUAUUCCUCAUUUGGUCAACAAUGCUUAUGGAUUACAAAGUACUAGAUGUAUGCACUUAAUUCAAGAAGCUUCGAGAAAGGGACGAGUUGAUGCCUUUGUUCAAAGCACCGAUAAAAACUUUCUCGUUCCUGUUGGAGGCGCGAUUAUUGGUUCAUUUGAUAAAAAUCUUCUCGACCGAAUCUCAAAGAUGUAUCCAGGUCGCGCAAACGCCAGUUCUACAAUGGACGUAAUGAUAACACUAUUGGGCCUAGGAAUGGCUGGAUAUAAACAGUUGAUUGCUCAACGAAAAGAAAUGUAUGCGUAUUUGAAAGAAGAACUGGGUAAAGUUGCUGCCAGACACGGUGAAAGAUUAUUAGACACCAAAGGCAACCCUAUAUCUAUGGGAAUGACUUUGCAGUGUCUCAGUCAUCAGCAUGAUCAUAAACAAGUUACUAUGCUUGGAUCCAUGUUAUUUCUUAGAAAUGUUAGCGGUUCAAGAGUAAUUACUACUACUGAUGUUAAGAAUAUUGUUUCACAUAAAUUUGAAGGUUGGGGAGCACACAAUAGCAAUUAUCCAAUCCCAUACUUAACAGCAGCCGCUGCUCUAGGAAUGAAACGCAGUGAUGUAGACGCGUUUGUACAGCGAUUGGACAAAGCUUUGACUAAAGUCCGACGGCGAUCAGCCCCAGUCACUCCAACAGCUUCAUUAGCAGGCUCAAGUAUUAACGGCGAUACGGGCAAUCCUGGUGGUCCAGGUGAAUCUAGCACCGCCUCUACUAGCCGAGCUAGUAGCAAAGAUUCUUUGCGCAAAUGAACCGUAGUCAACGCAACUGGACAGUCGAAUCAGCACAUCAAUAUGAAUUUAUAAGCAAUUUUGCUUCAGAUUAAUUGUAAAAAAAUAAUACAACAUGUGCUGAUAUGCCUGCUCAAUUGCGUUGACAUAUAGAUAAAUAUACUUAAAAAUAAAAAGUGUGUUAUUGCGACAAAAAAAAUGAUGUAA
This is a messenger RNA of Cotesia glomerata, 1969 nucleotides long. It is a transcript of the gene SecS, whose product is annotated as O-phosphoseryl-tRNA(Sec) selenium transferase. Lineage: Eukaryota; Metazoa; Arthropoda; Insecta; Hymenoptera; Braconidae. The record is from RefSeq and is a predicted model, not a curated record. Bases 257 to 1783 code for a protein of 508 amino acids. Gene Ontology annotation, molecular function: O-phosphoseryl-tRNA(Sec) selenium transferase activity; tRNA binding. Gene Ontology annotation, biological process: conversion of seryl-tRNAsec to selenocys-tRNAsec; selenocysteine incorporation. The transcript has 6 exons.